AUUUUGAACCGUAUCAAUCUACUCAUGACAUCUGCUACAACCAUUGCACAGGUUUCUAACCAAACUCUUACGCUAACAGUGGAAGAUGGCAAUAUUUAUGUUCUUGCUAUGCAUAACAAGGAGAACCGAUUUGACAUUCCGUUUAUGACUGCAAUUGAUGCCGUGUUGGAUUAUAUUAUUGCAACCCAUCCUGAUAAAGAGCCAGGAGCACUUGUUACUUACUCGAUGCAUGAUAAGAUAUACAGUAAUGGGUUGAGACUGGACAUUGCUAUGAAGGUUGGAUAUCAAUAUUUUUACCAGUAUGAGCGUUUGCUGAAUAAGCUGCUCACAUUUAAACUCCCGACUGUCGCUGCUAUUACUGGACAUGCAUUUGCUGGAGGAUUGAUGUUUGCGUUGGCGCAUGAUUACCGAGUGAUGAGAUCUGAUCGUGGAUUUCUAUGUAUGAACGAAGUGGAUAUGCCAGGUCCGCUCUCUCCUGGCAUGACAUCCAUCAUUGCUACAAAAGUUCCCAAUGCAGUUACAUUAAGAAACAUUCUUCUUCAAGCCCAUCGAUUUUCUGCAGACGAUGCUUUAAAGAAUCAGAUGGUGGAUCUGGUAGCUCCAUCCUCACGGGAGACAGUCGCAGUUGCAAAAGAUCUUGCUCGGAAAUGGAGUUCCAAAGCACUUGCUGGCGAUGUGUAUACAUAUCUAAAGACUCAAAUGUAUAUUACAACCUCGACACACUUGCAGUCAGAGAAGCUUGGGUUUAUUGAAGGGUUUGGUUCACCCAAGUCGAAACUGUAAGACACUAAAAUGACAUUCUGAGCUAGAAUGCAGCUUAUCGACAGUUAUGGUUUUAUUCUCAAUAUUUCAAGAAUAAAUUAAAAAUAGGGUUUGAAAUGACCACUUC
Batrachochytrium dendrobatidis JAM81 is the source of this 889-nucleotide messenger RNA. RefSeq lists its product as uncharacterized. The transcript has 4 exons. Gene Ontology annotation, biological process: fatty acid beta-oxidation. Gene Ontology annotation, molecular function: delta(3)-delta(2)-enoyl-CoA isomerase activity. Lineage: Eukaryota; Fungi; Chytridiomycota; Chytridiomycetes; Rhizophydiales. Gene Ontology annotation, cellular component: peroxisome. The coding region runs from base 109 to 783 and encodes 224 amino acids. The record is from RefSeq and is a predicted model, not a curated record.